CGUUUAGGCUGUGGGUGGUGGAAGGAGUAUUGGUUAUUCGCACAAUCGGACGACAGACAGGCAGGACGACGGUAGGCUUUGAGGUGCGACGCUUGACGAUCAGGACGACUUUACCCGAGCUUUUUUCAAGGGUACGAAAGGGAUUCUGAGGGUUAGGAAUUGAUUGGACGGGCUGAUUUUUUGGGGGUAACCAUAGCUGGACGAACCACACGAAUACAACAAAACUCCGACGGCGAUUCAGAGCACAUUAAGCCAUCCACCGAUCGAUCAAACCCACACACUACACCGCGGCGCUGCCGCAACCACAGACACCAGAUGUCACGCCCUAUCCUCCACCGCGCCAGCACCAUGGACAGCGCCACCGCCAGCGGCAGCAGCGGAGACGCCUACACUCGCCGCCGCGAGGGCGAGUCUCCUUACCUCGGGACCGCGAACGGGCACCCCUCUUCCAGCCUGCCAUCGCGAGGAGGGGGUUUCGACGACGACGGAAGAGGAGAAGAUGCAGGAGUGGCUUCGGGCUCGACGCCGCGGAGCGGGGGGUCGGCUGCUAGUCCUGCGCAGCCUGGGUCCCGGGGGCCAGCAAGCGGGGGUGGGGGAGGGGGGACGCAUUUGUCGGGGUUGAUGUGUAAUGUGCACCGUACUACGGGGAGGGAGCCGCAUGCGCUUGUGGGGGCUACGACGACGAUAUUGGGGGAUAAAUUGUAUGUGUUUGGCGGGAAGGUAUUGUCGCGUACGCGCGCGGCGUUGACGGCGGAUUUGUACGAACUGGAUCUCAUCCGGCGGCACUGGACGAAACUUGAGCCUUCGGGGACGGCGGUGCCGCCAAGGUACUUCCAUAGUAUGUGUUCGGUCGGCGACACGAAGUUGGUGUGUUAUGGUGGGAUGUCGCCUGCGACGGGAGCGAAUGGGCAGCCGGCGCCGCCGCAGUAUGGUCAGGAGGCGCAGCCGGAGGUGGUGGUGAUGUCUGAUAUCCAUAUUUACGACGUGCCGAGCAAUACGUGGACGUAUAUCCCGACGUCUGAUACGCCGCAGGGACGGUACGCGCAUUGCGCUACUAUCCUGCCAUCGGCGGCGGCGUUUGCAAAUGCGUCUUCUGCUCCGCUGUCGGCUAUUCAGCAUAACCCCGCUGGGGAGAACCCGAAUCAGGGCGUGCUGGGUGUGCAUAUUGAUGGUACGGGCGGUGCGGAGAUGGUCGUUGUUGGCGGCCAAGAUAGCGCGAAUCACUAUAUCGAGCAGAUCAGCGUGUUCAACCUGCGCUCCCUAUCGUGGACACGCACACAACUGCUCGGAAAGAGCUGCGGUGCCUACCGCAGCGUUGUCGCGCCCGUUUCCGCAACCGUAGCAUCGCGCAUCGGAAAAGGCAACGCGAAACCCGACACCACUCCCGGCCCAGACCGCGACACAGCGACGUCGAUGCUGAUCUACAGCAACUACAACUUCCUGGACGUGAAGCUAGAACUGCAACUCCGCGGCUCCGACGGCUCCCUCGUCGAGAAACCCAUGUCCGGCGCCUUCACCCCCCCUGGCCUACGCUUCCCCAACGGCGCGGUGAUCGCCAACACCUUCGUGGUAAGCGGCACGUACCUCACGUCGUCGAAGCAGGAAUACGCGCUGUGGGCCCUCGAUCUGCCGUCCCUGUCAUGGUCCCGCAUCGACGCAGGCGGAAACGUCUUCUCCACCGGCUCGUGGAACCGCGGUGUCCUCUGGUCGAGGCGCUCGGCGUUCGUGGUGCUCGGGUCGAGGAAUCGCGCGUUGGUGGAUGAUUAUAAUCAUCGUCGUCUCAAUUUUAGCGAUGUUUGCGUUGUGGAGCUCGAGGCGUUCGGGUUAUAUGAGAAUCCGCGCCGUGCUUCCCCAUCAAGCUCUUACGUCUCUGCAUCCGCUGCUCUCCCGGCACCCCACCCCGGCCCGUGGCAGCCAGGCGGACGCAUUCUGAGCGCCGCGGCGGAGGAACUCGGCACCCUGGCCAUGGCUGCCACCGAGGUGGCUGAUAUGGAUAUCCUCGCCGUAGGCGGAGAGCGCGUCCCCGUCAACUCCCGCGUCCUCGCGCGACGAUGGGGUGCCUACAUCGAGACCCUCGAGCGCGAAGGCACAGCCGUGCAAGAAGGCGUUGACGUCGCCACUCUCCGCGGCGGCGAAUCCGGGCGACGGAUCAGCGGUUUGACGAUCACGGGAUCCGGCGGGGGAGGGAGGCCGAGGACGCUGUAUAUGCCGCAUACUGUGCUGACUAUCCAGGCGCUCGUUGCGUAUCUGUACUCGGGCAGCCUGCCGAGGGGCUGCACGCCGCAGGUUUUGUGUAGUUUGCUCCAGGUUGCGCGACCGUAUCGGGUUGAAGGCUUGCUGGAGGCGGUGGUGGAGGGGUUGCAUGGGGUGUUGGAUUCGCGGAAUGCGGCGGCGGUGUUUAAUGCAGCUGCUAUGGGGGCUGGGGGGGGCAGAGGGGUGGGCGAGGGGGCGUGGGAGGAGGAGAGGGGGGGGUGA
Molecule: messenger RNA, 2475 nt
Organism: Pseudogymnoascus destructans
Lineage: Eukaryota; Fungi; Ascomycota; Leotiomycetes; Thelebolales; Thelebolaceae
Exons: 1
Coding region: 316-2475 (719 amino acids)
Biological process (GO): cell redox homeostasis
Cellular component (GO): cytosol; mitochondrion
Molecular function (GO): protein binding
Source: RefSeq, a predicted model, not a curated record